Messenger RNA from Dalotia coriaria, 2472 nucleotides. RefSeq names its product cell surface glycoprotein 1-like (gene Pmp1-c). Gene Ontology annotation, molecular function: chitin binding. The transcript has 2 exons. Lineage: Eukaryota; Metazoa; Arthropoda; Insecta; Coleoptera; Staphylinidae. The coding region runs from base 102 to 2375 and encodes 757 amino acids. The record is from RefSeq and is a predicted model, not a curated record. Gene Ontology annotation, cellular component: extracellular region.
UACUAUAUAAACGGUAACUUUUCAAUUUGCUGAUAAUUCGUUCGACACGAGUCGAGAAAACUUGAAAGUCUUGGUUUUAAAAAUUUGAUACUAUUGAAACCAUGUAUAUCAAAGGAGUGGUGAUUUUGGCCUUUUUAGGCAUUGCAUGUACCAAUGCAGCUAUCUUAAACCGUUGUAUUGAAGGUGAAAAGGUACCAUCGGUGUUGCAAUGUGAUAGAUAUUUGGUUUGUGAAAAAAACCAUAUGAUUGAGAAACGUUGCCCUGAAGGACAACUUUACGAUGAAGAUUUUGAAGAUUGUCGUGAUGAAAGCGAAGUGGACUGUUUCAAUUUUAUAGACCGCAAAAGGCACAGCAGCGAGGAGGAUAGCAGCAGUGACAGUAGUAGUAGCAGUGACAGCAAGAGCAGUGACAGCAGCGAUAGUAGCGAUAAGAGCAAGAGUAGCAAAGAAAGCGAUGAAAGCAAGAGUGACAGCAGCGAUAGUAGCGACAGUAGCAACAGUAGCGAUAAGAGUGAGAGUAGCCAAGAAAGCGAUGAAAGUAAGAGUGAUAGCAAGGAUAGUGAUGAGAGUGACAAUAGUAGUGAAUGGAGUAAUGGUAAUGAUGAUGAUGAUGAUGACUGGAUUGAGAGUGAGGAAAGCAAAGAAGAAGUGUCCUCUGCUGAACCAUCUGAAGAGGUCACUGAUGACUCAACCGAAUCAUCUGUAAAACCCACGGAAGAGCCAACUGAAAACCCUACAGAAGAGCCUACUCAAGAGCCCACGGAGGAACCCACAGAAAAGCCCACCACUGAUGAGCCUACAGAGGAACCUACUCCAGAACCCACUGAGGAACCUACUGAAAAUCCUACAGCAGAGCCCUCUGAAGAACCAACAGAAGAACCCACGGAAAAACCUACUGAAGAGCCAACCGAAGAACCGACAGAAAAACCAACUGACGAACCUACUGAAGAACCUACAGAAGAACCCACUGAGGAACCUACUGAAAAUCCUACCGCGGAGCCUUCUGAGGAGCCAACAGAAGAACCCACUGAAGAGCCUACUCAAGACCCUACGGAGGAGCCAACCGAGGACCCUACUGAAGAACCUACCGAAGAACCAACAGAAAAGCCCACUGAUGAACCUACAGAUGAACCCACUGAAGAGCCCACUGAGGAACCUACUGAAAAUCCAACAGCAGAACCCUCUGAGGAACCAACAGAAGAACCCACGGAACAACCUACUGAAGAGCCAACUGAAGAACCGACAGAAAAACCAACUGACGAGCCUACAGAGGAACCUACCGAAGAACCUACAGAAGAACCCACUGAGGAACCUACUGAAAAUCCUACCGCGGAGCCUUCUGAGGAGCCAACAGAAGAACCCACUGAAGAGCCUACUCAAGACCCUACGGAGGAGCCAACCGAGGACCCUACUGAAGAACCUACCGAAGAACCAACAGAAAAGCCCACUGAUGAACCUACAGAUGAACCCACUGAAGAGCCCACUGAGGAACCUACUGAAAAUCCAACAGCAGAACCCUCUGAGGAACCAACAGAAGAACCCACGGAACAACCUACUGAAGAGCCAACUGAAGAACCGACAGAAAAACCAACUGACGAGCCUACAGAGGAACCUACCGAAGAACCUACAGAAGAACCCACUGAGGAACCUACUGAAAAUCCAACAGCAGAACCCUCUGAGGAACCAACAGAAGAACCCACGGAACAACCUACUGAAAAGCCAACUGAAGAACCGACAGAAAAACCAACUGACGAGCCUACAGAGGAACCUACUGAAGAACCCACCGAAGAGCCCACUGAGGAACCUACGGAGGAACCAACCGAGGAUCCAACUGAAGAACCUACCGAAGAACCAACAGAAAAUCCUACAGAACAACCUACUGAAGAACCCACUGAGGAGCCCACUGAGGAACCCACGGAAGAGCCUACUCAGAAACCUACUGAUGAGCCAACUGAGGAACCUUCCGAAAAACCCACUGAAGAACCUACCGAAAAACCAACAGAGAAACCCACUGAAGAACCAACUCAGGAACCCACAGAAUCAUCGACGGCAGAACCAAGCGAGAAACCAACUGAAGAACCAACAGAAAAACCCACUACCGAACCCACUGAAACACCCUCCACAAAGCCUACAGAACAGCCUACCGAGAAACCAACUUCGGCCCCAACCGAGAAACCAACGGAACCAUCCGGAGACGGUUGCAAAGGAACUUGUCCACCCAACAAUGACGUACCCACUUACUUUGCACACGUCGAUUGCACCAAAUUCUGCCAAUGUGACUGGGGUAAGGCUCAUAUCAUGAACUGUCCUGCUGGACUGCACUUCAACCCAGCCAUCAACGUGUGCGACUGGCCCUGGGCUGCUAACUGUGAAUAAAUGUACGAGCGUGUUGCUUAAACGACACUAAUAUUAUCUGUAAUUAUCUAACUGAAUUUUAUUUUCUUACAUCAAUAAAUACGCAUUUUAAAAAUUA